Messenger RNA from Cylindrotheca closterium, 1155 nucleotides. The record is from the annotation of a GenBank genome assembly. NCBI's taxonomy places the organism in Eukaryota, Bacillariophyta, Bacillariophyceae, Bacillariales, Bacillariaceae.
AUGUUGAAGGUCUUGACUCUGUUGACCCCUUCGCCAACAGAACCACUUCUCAAGUUCGUGAGGACAUCAAAUCUAUGCAAAGAGCCCCUGAUCCCAACAAUGCAAAUGCGACUAUUGGAGUCACCGCUCGCAAAGCAAGCGAUGACUAUUCAUCGUAUCUCCAAAUAUGGGAAGCUCCUCACUUUGGUUCAAAGAACCCAUACACCAGCCCUUGGAACCAUUCAAAAUCUCCUUUUUAUUGGUCAAUUCUAUGAUGAAAACCCAGAUCUUAUGGAAGGGGACUCCUACCCACUUCCUCCACAUCCUCCAAAGUUCAACAAUCGCGAUGGUCAAAUCAUGAUGGAAAACAUUGAAAGUUGGGCUCGUACUGCCUAUGGCUACCGUGGAAUUCGCCUUGAUUAUAUUUUCCGUGAAAACUCUGCACUUCCACUCGUCGGUGACCCUGGUUUUCUCAAAGCCGAUGAUGGCACUUGCUCCAUCCAGGAAGAACUUGUCCGACGUGCUGCCCAUACUGGCGCUGUUCGCCUUAUUGGAGCCUUCAACGACCUCGAGUUGAACGGUGAUCCACGCUCUGAUGCAAAUAAGGUUGACGUACUUCUUGAGAAAACUGUUGGAGAUUCCUCACUUUCCAAUGGAAGAUCACAUAUUACAGGAGAUGCCGUUCUCCGAUCCAAUUUCCAAGGUGCCAUCGAUUAUUUAACAACACAAGUCUUAGCUGCAGGUAACGACAACACCCAGCGCCGCAAUCGACAACUUGCUGCUUUCACACGUGGUGGUGGCGGACGUGGUGGUGAUGGGAGAAGUGGAGGCCGUGGCCAAGGAAAUGGCGCCUCAAAGCGCCUGCAAUCAAAUGUUCCAGAUCGCUUUAGCCGCAACGGUAUACUACUAAAUGAUGGAGGUUAUUCAAAUCAAAUUUGGAGAGAGGAGUUUACACAAGAAGAAAGAAAUAUCUGUUUAGAAAUGUGUCGCAACCGUCGCAAUGGUGGUGGUUGUGGCGGAAGAGGCCGUGAAGGCCGUGGUGGUCGUGGUCGUGGUAUCAGCGCUGUCCAUGAUGGACGAGCUGAUCAAGAAGAAACAAAAGAAGAUAACAAUGAUGGGCGUGGGGCAGGUGCAGGAAUGAGUCGUUGCCGUCGCAACAAUGGUGGAGACGAUUGA